CAGUCAGGCAUUGAUGCUUUUUACAUCUUGCAGUGGAUCCUUUAAAAAAUCUGAUCAAUAGAGUAGAAAGCUCUAGAAAAACUGUAAAAAUAACAGAGGUCAUCGUGAGAAAAUCAACAUCAUGGGUGUUCAGGCCGUGCUCGCUGUCCUCCUUCUGUUCACAGCUAUCGUGAAGGCUCAAGAAGGAGGAGUAACAUUCUGGAGGAACACAUUCACAAUGACCUGUCCAAAAGAGGGGACCUGGCAUGGCGAAUCACUAAAUAACAGUGAAACAAAAGAACAAACAAUGACACUUACGUAUGGGAAUGAUAUGAAAGAAUUUUACUGUACAUAUGGAGACACAAAAUAUUAUUUCUACGUGAAAGGAAAGGCGUGUGAUAACUGUUAUGAGCUGGACGCAAUGUUGUUUUGGCUGGCCAUCACUGUGGAUGUGAUCGGGACAGUACUGGUGAUGAUGAUUAUCUACAGGUGCACCAAGCAGAAAAGCUCAACUGGACUUACUCCUGCUUCCAAACCUCCCGCUCGUCAAGGAGGCCGGGCCCCACCUGUCCCAUCUCCUGACUAUGAGUUACUGAACCCUCGCACAAUCUCCCAGGAUGCUUACUCUGUCGUGAACAGGAUGGGAUAGAGACAAGUCGCCUGACUGCGCCAGCUUACUGGUUUAAAGACAAGACAACAUUCACAAACGACACACAUGAACAUCACUUAUGCUUCCAGGAUGCAAACACAGUCUUUCGUUAUUCUCAAUUUAAAGGAUCGUUUAACCCAAAUGGCAAAAACAAAAAAAUGCUCUCACUUACCCCGGGUAUUACCUGGCUUGAUACAGCAGCUUAAGUUUCAGUUGUCCAGGUAGGCUGCCGCCACUGUACAACAGAGGUGAGUGGUAUUAAGUUUGUGGUGCUCACAGUAUUUAAAAAUUACGAGUAAAACUACUUAAAGACUACUUUCUUAUGAAGAAAUAUGCCCCAUGAUCCAGAGUACUGGGGGCUUUGUUUCUGUAUGUUGCUGUAGAUUAGAAUUUACCAAGGGUUCCUUAAAAAGGUUGCAACACACAGCUAAGCUAAUUUAAAAAAAAAUUAUAUUAUAAUUUGAUAAAACAUUAUAUAUCCUCACAUUUGUGUUAAUGAGGAAAUUAAGUACAAUCCCAGGAACAGGAGUACAAAUUUGUGCAACACUAAUAUUCAGUGUAUUUAUUGUCGCGAUAAACUCUCAACUCUAUCAGCGAUCGUAGUCUGACCUGACCUGACUCAGUUGUAAUACGCUAAAGUGUUGUAUUUGAGAGUGCAUGAAAACUAGAAAGCAAAUGGCAGACAAAAAGCUAUAAGUGAGAUAUAAAUGGCUGAAAUGUGAAAUUGCCACCACAUGUAUCCCUUUCCUAGAAAAGGGGUACAAUGAAGGGGUACUAUAGCACAACUGACGGGGCUGUGUGGGGUACAUUAGACCAUUUAAAAUGUAAUCUUUCAACGCUGUGAGCACCAUAAACAAAUGUCCAUUCACGCAAACCAAAACUAUUAGCAUGGCUAUAUAAGAUUAGAGGUAGGUGACAAAAAAAAUGUUCUUUAUGUUUGUUUGUUUUUUUAUAUGCACUGGGUUUCCACUUCAUUAGGUACACCCGUCAAAUGCAAUCCAUAGUCCCUCCAUAAAGUUCACUUUUAUGAUGCCUAAAAGGUUCAGUUUUUAUGACACUGUCAUCAUACUGGUGUUUAUUAAAAAAAUAUGUUCUAACAUUGAGGUCAUAGUUAAUAAAUAUAUUAUUGAAUUAAAAUUUUCAACAGUGUCACCAAAAAUGCGAACUAUAUAGUUUGCAUUUUUAUAUAUGUAUAUAUAUAUAUAUAUCGUACUUUGAGUGUACUGAACCUUUAAUAUAACAAGUUAGCGGAGAACUCUUUAACUUACAAUUACAAUCAUUUCAGAUAGAGAGAUACUGAUGUACCUGUUUUCUGUACAUAUUUUAUGUUUAUGUCAUCAAAAGUUAUUACACUGUAAAAAGAGGAGCUAAUUUUUGUCUGCCAUGUAAAAUGUUACCGCGCAAUAUUGGUUGCUGUUGUUUCUUUUUUGCUUUUUCAUUCUAAUCUGCCAUGUUAAUUUUCUUGUUACUGUAAUGGCCUCAACAUGUGUCACUAAUAAAUAAACCACAGUCAACAAUG
Messenger RNA from Micropterus dolomieu (smallmouth bass), 2147 nucleotides. Its product is annotated as T-cell surface glycoprotein CD3 epsilon chain-like. Bases 122 to 628 code for a protein of 168 amino acids. The record is from RefSeq and is a predicted model, not a curated record. Gene Ontology annotation, cellular component: external side of plasma membrane; alpha-beta T cell receptor complex. Gene Ontology annotation, molecular function: transmembrane signaling receptor activity. Lineage: Eukaryota; Metazoa; Chordata; Actinopteri; Centrarchiformes; Centrarchidae. The transcript is spliced from 5 exons. Gene Ontology annotation, biological process: cell surface receptor signaling pathway; positive thymic T cell selection.